Fulvia fulva is the source of this 1992-nucleotide messenger RNA. RefSeq lists its product as uncharacterized. Bases 1 to 1992 code for a protein of 663 amino acids. The transcript has a single exon. Lineage: Eukaryota; Fungi; Ascomycota; Dothideomycetes; Mycosphaerellales; Mycosphaerellaceae. The record is from RefSeq and is a predicted model, not a curated record.
AUGGCUCGCCUGCGCAACGCGCCGGCCUCGGAGGCGACUGCAGCGGUACCUGCGACACGGACGACGAGAGGCCGUCCCGCAUUGAAGGAGAAGACCAACACGACGCGACCGUCGACUGCGCCGGUAUACGAGGACGAUGGCAACAUGGACGACUUGAUCAAGGACGCGAAGCCGAAGAGAGGACGUCCGAAGAAGGCACCGCAGCUGUCCGAUGAGUUACUCAUGACUAGUGGCUUGGGGCUCCAGGAUGGCGCCGGCGCGAAUCAGGACAGCGAGGCGCCGAUGACUACGGAUGAACUGGCGAAGAGUGAUGAUGUGCCCGUCAGAGUCGCAAUUGCGAAACCAAACCGACGGCCUGCGCGUCCUGGUAGGAAGGUGUUGCACAACGAGCAGCAAAACAAAGUCCUGGAAGGAUUGAAACAGCGAAUGGAAGCGACAGCCAAGGAUCAGCGCGCAAAGCCAGCACCAAAAGCGCCAUUGGAGACUGCGGAGGUAGACUCAGAUACCAUUGUGGUCGCGCAAAGGUCGUCAGUCAAGGCCACUGAGCCUCCUGUCGAGAGGUCCGACUUCUCACUGUCGCCUUCCCCACCUCCACCCGGCAAGCUCAGCACAGCCAGACGCCCUUCUGUCGUACAGCCCGGAUCCGCACUGAGGUUGCAGAACACACCAGCUGUCGAAGCGAGCAUGUUGGCCUUGAAGAACUUCAAGCGAAGGCCGAGGCAGCUGAGUAUGCUGCAGAUGGUCCAGCAACGGACGGCCAGCGCACGUCCAUCGCUCGCGAACACUGCUGCCGCCGACCCUGCUGUGCAAGACACGAGUGUGUUUGACCUUGAUGUCAGUGACGAGGAGGACGACUUUGCGCCUGAAGCCGAAGGCACGCCACUGAAGGUUACAAAAGCGCAGCGAAAAUCAUCUGCGAAGAAGACUGCCGCUGUUGACGAUGAGUUCAAGUCAAAAUCCAGCACCAAGAAGCGGAAGUCUACUGAUGUUGAUUCUUCCAUGGUCUCUUUGAGCUCCUCGCGAUCAAAACGACGCAAGUCGACUCGCGAUGAGGAUGAGGUCGAAGAAUCUCUGCCAGCCGCGCAUGAGUUUGCCGCGUUGCCAACAUCUUCGGCACGAGCUGCGACUCCACUCCCAGCAGAGACAUCUGACAUCCAGGUCGUCAACUCACCAUCGACCUCCACCCCACCAACGGAGCCUUCAUCGACCCGCCAUCACAGUCCAGACAAAGAGGACGACUUCGCCGUUCCUUCGACAGAACUACAAGAGCCCUUGGUGCGGUCAUCUCCAACACCAGAACUGGAAGAUGAAGCGGAUGGUGCUAUACCCAAUGGAACGAUGGCCGAACCUCUCAGCAGUAGUCCAGUACAUCGAGCUUCCAAGAUCAUGGAUAGCUUUGACGCGCCACCAAUGACACAGAUAUCGCCGCCCGCUAAACCUCAACGCAAGAAGAAAGUCAAGCCUCUAACGACAUCUGCCUUGCAGUCAUUGUUGCCAAAGAAGCGAGCUCCAAUGAGAGCUCAUCGCAAGAAGACAGAGUAUGACCUCGAGUCCGACUCUGACGAGGAAGGCAGUCAACUUGAUGCGAGCCACCUGGAAGACGAUGAAGACGAGCUUGGAGGCGCUCUGAGGCGGAAGAAAGCCACACCGCUCAAAAAUGCGAAGAGAGGACGGCAAGGCAAAGGCACCACGGCACGAGCAUCUUCCAAGGCUCCGGCGCGAAAAGCUCCUGCCGCAUCAAAGUCGAAGAAAGCAUCCAGGACUUAUGGUAGAGCAGCGACCUCAGAUAAGGAGAACGACGGAUACGACUCGGCCGAAGAGGAAGAGGAAGAGUCGACUUUGCCCGAAGUCUCAAUUUCGAUGGAAGAUGCUUCGCUCAGUAAAGAGCUCGAAGAUGCCAAGAAGAAGUUCGCAGAGGUCGAUGAUUUCGACAUGGAAUUUGAGAGCAUGAGCCAUGAAGAUCAUCGCAGCUCCAGUCAAGGAUGGAGAUGA